This is a messenger RNA of Malassezia japonica, 2274 nucleotides long. RefSeq names its product cysteine protease (gene RIM13). Bases 1 to 2274 code for a protein of 757 amino acids. The record is from RefSeq and is a predicted model, not a curated record. Gene Ontology annotation, biological process: proteolysis. The transcript has a single exon. NCBI's taxonomy places the organism in Eukaryota, Fungi, Basidiomycota, Malasseziomycetes, Malasseziales, Malasseziaceae. Gene Ontology annotation, molecular function: calcium-dependent cysteine-type endopeptidase activity.
AUGGACGCUAAGGCGCCGGAAACGCCGGAGAGCGCACGGGCAUUGGCGGCGCGCGCAGUCCAGCGCGAGCUCCAGGGGGCAUAUGAAUGUGCACUAGAGGGGUAUACAAGGGCGACGCAGCUCUUUCUGUCUUUUGCGCGCACGAGCCAUGGCGCGUCAAGCAGCGCUGCGGACGACCACAAACGCAUGGCAUCACGCCUCUUGUCGCGUGCCGAGCGCAUCAAAGCUGCAUUGCACCAUCCGCUGGGUGCGCGGAUUGCGAUGGAGGCCAAGGGGAAUAACUCGUGGGCGCCAUGGCCACAGACCGUGCCAAAAGAGGCCGAGUCAGCACGUCCACCGCUCUCGGAAUUGCAGCUGCAGCACGGCGCAGAGUACCGGCCAUGCUCUUUGCCUGUCUACAACGCAUCCCGCACUGUGCGCGGGGGCGAUAUCCGCCAAGGCUCCGCGACCGACUGCUCGUUUGUCGCGGCACUCGAGGUGGCGGCCGAGCACGAUGCACGGUGGGGAACGGGCCUCGCGCACGGUGCACUCUACCCGAAACAGGAGCAAGUUCCUACGGAAAGCCACAACAAUAUAUACCAUGUAAAGUUGUUUGUCGACGGCAUUGACCGUUGUGUUAUUGUGGACAAUGCGCUGCCAAUGGAUACCAACGGCAACCUCGUCUGCGUUUCUACAUGCCACUCGCCGGUAAUGUGGCCCGCGCUCUUGGAAAAGGCGUUUCUCCAAGCGCACGACUCUGGCUACGAUUUCCACGGCUCGGAUGCUGCCGCAGACCUGUACAUGCUCACCGGCUGGAUUCCCGAGCACAUUCCGCUUCAAGACGAACAAUUCCAGAGGGAAAAGACCUGGACGCGGCUGUACCGCGCCUGGUCGCAAGGGGCGUGCAUGCUGUCGGCCGGCACCGGCACUACCGUGGAUCCGGCGACGUCGAGUGUCUUGCAUGCUCUUAUCCCCUCGCACUGCUACGCGAUUCUGAGUCUGCGGGAGGACCACGGCGAACGGCUCAUGACGCUCGUCAACCCGUGGAAGGUUCAACACGACUCGCCAAACGCCCUAUUUCCCGCUGCGCAGGACACGCCGGCAGUGCUCGAGUGCCGCUGGGAAGAGUUCUGCUCGGUGUUUGACGCACUGGGCGUAAAUUGGGACACGGCCUCGUAUCCAUAUACCAAGACACACCAUGCCUCGUGGGACUGGAACGCGGACGCCGGCGUGCUCCCCGACCAUGUGGAAUCCGCACUGAGCGAUCAGUACCAACUGGAACUCGGGCCCAGGAGUGACGACGUGCUUGUCCACCUCGAGCGGCACCGCAUGAGCCGCGACGUGCCCGAGUACAUUGCGCUGCACGCCUUUCUCAACAGCGCACGGGCCAGGCUCGCGCAUGUCGAGCACGGUGGGGAGAUGGGCGUGUAUGUCGAUGGGCGCCACACCCUGCUGCGCCUCCCACCGAGCGCAGAGGCGUCGCGGUACACGCUCGCCGUGUCGCGACACGGCACGGCCACGCGCCCGUUUCCGCUGUACUCGUUGCGCGUCUACUCGCGCGUAGCGCUGGACGUGCACACGCUGCCGACCAUGCUUGCUUCGCGCAAAGUGAUCGAAGGAGUAUGGCGCGGCCGGUCGGCCGGCGGCAACAUGAUGUACGGCCACUUUCGGCACAAUCCACAGUACCGCGUGCGUGUGCACGACGUCCCCGGCUCGCUCCCCCGGCUCGUCGCGCGGCUCACGACGCGGGCGCAGGUGCCGGUGCAGGUCGCGCUCGUGCGUACGCACGAACGCGUCGUGCACCUCGGCGCGCCGACGCUCGUCGCAAGCAGCGGCGCCUAUACCCGCGGCCUGGCGCUGUGUGACGUGCAGGCCGUGCAGCCCGGCGAGUACAUUGUCGUUGUCUCUACCUUUGAUCCGAUCCACGCCGAAUUCGCGCUCGCGAUCGAGAGCAGUGCGCGGAUGGAAGUCGAGUCGGUGCCCGUCGAGGGCGCCGGGAUGUACCACCGCAGCGGCGUGAGCGACUCGGGGUGCUCUACCCUGGCACUGGAGCGUGCCACGAGCGUGCAGCUCUGUGCGUCGUGCGACGGCGGCGGCGUGCAGCUUGCUGUGUGUGGCCGCGACGGGAUGCCCCUGUCCUCGGCAUCGUCCGACCCACCGGCCGCGACGUGUGCGACGCUGUCUAUCCGCAUGCUCCCGCCCGGAGACUACCUGCUGCGUACCGACCCCCCGGACCGCCGGACGGUCGUCGAUGUAUAUAGUGCACAGCCCGUGGCGCUGCAGGCCGCUCCCUAG